GUUGUUCUUUGAACAUUUAACUUGCUUUUCUAGGAAAAGAAUGCAAUGACCAAGGAAGUUCUUAAAUGAGCUCAGGACUUUUGCAGAGACAUGGUCCUGGUAAUAAAACUGCUGCUCCUCACCUGCCUCUGGCCAACAGCUGUGCUAACUAGUGUCAGUUCUCAAAGUGAUCAUCAUCGUUUUCUUCAUCAUCAUCAUCAACAGAAAUGCUCAUCCAUGAAGAAGCAUAACAGCAAACGAGAAAUUAAAAUGAGGAAAUUAGACAGCACCAAAGUACGCCCGCUAAAGGCUGAGCAGCUUCUCCGUAUAGACAGCCAUGACUUUGCAAUGAGACCUGGAUUUGGAGGACCACCAAUACCAGUGGGCAUUGAUGUGCAGGUGGAAAGUAUUGACAGCAUUUCAGAAGUUGACAUGGACUUCACGAUGACCUUAUACCUCAGACAUUACUGGAAAGAUGAGAGGCUUUCAUUUCCUAGUACCAAAAAUAGAAGCAUGACCUUUGAUGGAAGACUGAUCAAAAAGAUCUGGGUACCUGAUGUAUUUUUUGUCCAUUCCAAAAGAUCUUUCAUCCAUGAUACAACUAUGGAGAAUAUAAUGCUCCGAGUGUACCCUGAUGGCAAUGUACUCUUCAGCCUAAGGAUUACUGUUUCUUCCAUGUGUUUUAUGGAUUUCAGCCGAUUCCCUCUGGACACUCAGAACUGUUCUAUAGAACUGGAAAGUUAUGCUUAUAAUGAAGAUGAUCUAAUGCUGUACUGGAAACAUGGGAAUGAGUCGCUGAGCACGGAUGAGCACAUCUCCCUUUCCCAGUUCUUCAUUGAAGAGAUCAGAGCUUCUAGUGGACUAGCUUUCUACAGCAGUACUGGUUGGUACAACCGCCUUUUUAUAAACUUCGCCCUAAGAAGGCAUAUUUUCUUUUUUGUGUUACAAUCCUAUUUCCCAGCUAUGCUGAUGGUGAUGCUGUCCUGGGUUUCAUUUUGGAUUGACAGAAGAGCCGUUCCUGCUAGGGUAUCACUGGGCAUAACUACUGUGCUGACCAUGUCAACCAUAAUCACAGGAAUAAGUGCCUCAAUGCCUCAGGUGUCUUACAUAAAAGCUGUGGAUGUAUACUUAUGGAUCAGUUUUCUUUUUGUCUUCCUGUCUGUCAUCGAAUACGCAGCUGUGAAUUAUCUCACCACAGCAGAAGAGAGAAAACAACUCAAAAAAAGAGGGAAGGUUUCAGGAAUGUAUAACAUUGAUGCAGUACAAGCAAUGGCCUUUGAUGGCUGUUAUCAUGACAAUGAGGCUGACAUUGAUAUGACCACCUUUGCGGUCCACUCUGAAGAGAGCUCAGCCCGCGGACGGGUGGCCAGCAUCCCCAACCUGGACGCAACCCGCAUAAAAAGGAAGAGAUCCUUGAAAGGAAAUGUGGGCAGGAUUAUUUUGCAGAACAAUCACAUCAUUGACACGUAUUCCAGGAUUAUAUUUCCCACUGUGUAUAUUGUAUUCAACUUUUUUUACUGGGGUUUGUAUGUAUGAAAGGAAAACACUAUAAUCUAUGCACUAUUUUGCACAUAAGGAUCGCAGAAUCCGUGUUUUUUUUUAAAAGAGCAACAGCAAUAGAAGAAAUGUUUAAAAGUUUUUGAAAUUGAGUCAGACAUCGGU
Molecule: messenger RNA, 1641 nt
Organism: Dermochelys coriacea (leatherback sea turtle)
Lineage: Eukaryota; Metazoa; Chordata; Testudines; Dermochelyidae
Gene: GABRR3
Product: gamma-aminobutyric acid type A receptor subunit rho3
Biological process (GO): nervous system process; signal transduction; chemical synaptic transmission
Cellular component (GO): synapse; membrane; neuron projection
Molecular function (GO): extracellular ligand-gated monoatomic ion channel activity; neurotransmitter receptor activity; GABA-A receptor activity
Source: RefSeq, a predicted model, not a curated record